AUAUGGAUAUGGUACUCGGACAUAUCGUUUUAAACUCCGCGUGGCCGGCAAUCAGAGACCCCCACUAUUCCCCCAACUUCUUAUUACUACACCUCAUCCGUCACCAUUGCGCUUCACGAUAAUCUGAGCAUUGAUUCUGAUAGUAAUCCGUACUGUACUUCUGUACUCCAAGUACCGGAACUAACAAUUAAGGUUCUUGGAUCAUGCCUACCACGAGAUCGCAAGUAGAUAACGAUGCCGACCCUCCGGCCGUAGCCGACUCCAGCGCCGUGCUCAUGGACUCCGAAUCCGAAGAUACUGAUGAUUUCGAUUACCAACCAGCCUCCGAGCGGCGAGAAGCUGAGAACUAUAGCGUAGAUGAUGAGGACGAGGAAGAUGACGAAGAUGCGGACGAGAACCUAAUCGUCGAUUUUCAGUUUAAUUCCGAGGAUGAGGAGGAUGACCUGGGCGAUCUGGAUGACCUGGACGAGGACCAGACUGGCGAGCAAGCUGAAGGUGGAGAUGGGGACGAUGGUCGUGGGCCACUCUACGUGACAAGAGAGCAACUGCUUCAAAUCCUUGGGCAUUCUGGCGGCUUAGGCGGAUUCCUGGCCCGUCAACUUUCAGACAUGGACGAAAUCGGCGGAGAGUAUUGGGGUCGCCGACGAAGGAAACGGAGCGGUCCCCGAGGCCCCUCCACAUUCGACGCCGUUCCUAGCGAGGCUGGCCAGAAGCUGAUGAAUUCGGGCAAGUUUGGCUCGGUCGAUCGAAAUGCAUUUGGGUACCGAAGAAAGAAGAAGUUCUCGGCAAGGCUGUUUCAGAGGGAGCUCGGCAUGGGGUCGUAUGGGACGCGGUCGGCGAGCAAUAGCUUGAUAUCACGGGGAAUGGUUCCGAGCACCGACACCGCGGAUAUGAUCAUCCAUUAUAAUCACCGAUGUUACUCAGGGCAGUUCUCCGAUGACGGCAACUUCUUCUUCACCUGCUGCCAGGAUUUCAAGGUGCGCAUGUACGAUACCUCGAAUCCGUACGAUUGGAAGUAUUAUAAGUCCGUCGACCAUCAUGGCGGCAGCUGGACCCUUACCGACGCCUCGCUUUCCCCCGACAACCGCUUCCUCGCCUACUCCUCCAUGCAACCUACAGUCUGCAUGGCAUCCACCGACCCCGAAUCUGAAACCACGCCCUUCCAACUCGACUUCACGCAGAUGGGCCAAACCGCCCGGCGCCCCUACCACGACGACCGACAUUUUGGCAUCUGGUCCGUCCGAUUCAGUGGCGACGGCCGGGAACUGGUCGCGGGAACAGGCAACAACAGCGUCUACGUGUACGACCUCGAAACCCGGAAGACCGUCCUCCGCAUCCGUGGCCACCACGAUGACGUCAAUGCCGUCUGCUACGGCGACAAGCAAUCCCCGCACAUCCUGUACUCCGGCUCCGACGACGCGACCAUCAAAGUGUGGGAUCGAAGAAGUUUAGGCGACGGACGACCGGCUGGCGUGUUUCUGGGCCAUACCGAAGGCGUGACGUACGUCGACAGCAAAGGCGACGGCCGAUACGUGCUCAGCAAUGCGAAGGACCAGACCGCCAAACUGUGGGACCUGCGGAAGACCAUGAGCGCCGACGAAGCGGGGAAGAUCAAUACGCUGAAUGACUACUCCUCCGGCUUCGAUUACAGGCAAGAACGUUACGAUGUCAGCCAAUAUACCCCCCAUAAGAACGACUGCUCGCUGGUGACCUUCCGCGGACACUCGGUCCUAUGGACCCUCAUCCGAUGCCACUUCUCUCCGCCCACCAGCUCUGGCGGGAGCUACGUGUACAGCGGUAGCCGCGAUGGCAACGUGUAUAUCUGGAACAUGGACGCCACCCUGGCCGGCAAGAUCGACGUGCAAAACUCCACGAUGAACACCCGGCCGGACGACGAAGAGAUGCGGACGGCAGCACGGAAUACCUGGAGCAGUCGCGGGAAUAUGUGGAUGGCAUGCGUACGCGAUGCCAGCUGGCAUCCGAGCGCCCCGGUUAUUGCUGGUAAGUCUCGAUUCCAUUGUUUUGCGAUGAUACCUUGCAAGCCUAACAUCUCGACAGCGACCGCAUGGAAUGGGCGUGGCGCAGUGCUUGGUACCGCAAGCGUGCACACGUGGGGACCGGGAACGGGCGAACGGGACGAGGGACCGACCAAGGUCAACGGGCAGCUGAAGCCGGUUUAUUCGAGCGAGCGAUCGGGGUCCUCGCCGAUACGGAGACGGCGAAGACGAACCGUUGCAGAUGACACUGAUGAUGAGAUGCCUGGGUUGGUUUAGGGUUUCCAGGCUUUACGAUGAGAGGUGGUGUGCACCAAGGAAUCUCCACGGUGAACGAAAUUUGAAUGCCCCUUUUGGUGGUGGAUUUUGAGACCGAGGAGUUGGGAAA
Molecule: messenger RNA, 2382 nt
Organism: Eremomyces bilateralis CBS 781.70
Lineage: Eukaryota; Fungi; Ascomycota; Dothideomycetes; Eremomycetales; Eremomycetaceae
Product: WD40 repeat-like protein
Exons: 5
Coding region: 204-2273 (689 amino acids)
Biological process (GO): proteasome-mediated ubiquitin-dependent protein catabolic process
Cellular component (GO): Cul4-RING E3 ubiquitin ligase complex
Molecular function (GO): protein binding
Source: RefSeq, a predicted model, not a curated record